Messenger RNA from Lolium rigidum, 1191 nucleotides. RefSeq names its product 4-hydroxybenzoate polyprenyltransferase, mitochondrial-like. Gene Ontology annotation, molecular function: prenyltransferase activity. The transcript is spliced from 8 exons. Gene Ontology annotation, biological process: ubiquinone biosynthetic process. Bases 1 to 1191 code for a protein of 396 amino acids. The record is from RefSeq and is a predicted model, not a curated record. Lineage: Eukaryota; Viridiplantae; Streptophyta; Magnoliopsida; Poales; Poaceae. Gene Ontology annotation, cellular component: mitochondrial inner membrane.
AUGGCGCCCUCUGCUCUGCUCCGCGCCGCCGCCGCCGCCCUCCGCCGCCGCGCCCGCAUCGCCGCCCCGCUCCAGUCCAUCUCGCCGCUCACCCACACCCCUACGCCUCCUCCCUUUCCCUUUCCCGAUCCCACCCCUAUCCCCGCUGCCCGGCGGCACCUCAUCACCCUAACCCGCCGGCCAUGCCCGAACCCUCCCUCGGCGGCGGCAUCCUCCUACUACGUCGACAGGAUCUUGCUUCCCAGCACAUUCUCGCGCCCUUUCUCCACCGAAGAGGGGAAGGAGGACGGCGUCCCGGCGGCGGCGUCGUGGGUGGAGAGGCGCCUCCCAGAGGCGGCGCGCCCGUACGCGAUGCUUGCCCGCCUCGACAAGCCCAUCGGUACCUGGCUCCUCGCCUGGCCCUGCAUGUGGUCAAUCGCAAUAGCGGCAAUGCCGGGGGAGCUCCCUGACUUGCAAAUGUUGGGAUUGUUCGGGUGUGGAGCUAUCCUUCUCAGGGGUGCUGGUUGCACAGUGAAUGAUCUUCUCGACCGCGACAUUGAUAACAAGGUUGAGCGCACCAAAAGCAGGCCUUUUGCUUCAGGUGCUCUAACCCCUACCCAAGGAGUGUGCUUCCUUGGAUCACAGCUACUGCUGGGAUUGGGCAUUCUUCUCCAGCUGAACAACUUUAGCCGUGUUCUUGGGGCAUCUUCUCUUCUUUUGGUGUUUACUUAUCCCCUGAUGAAGAGGUUCACAUUUUGGCCUCAGGCGUUUCUUGGCUUGACCUUCAACUGGGGAGCUUUGUUAGGAUGGGCUGCUAUCAAAGGAAGCCUAGACCCUGCAGUCAUCGUUCCACUGUAUACUGCCGGUAUAUGCUGGACGUUGGUGUACGAUACCAUAUAUGCACAUCAGGACAAAGAAGAUGACCUGAAAGUAGGUGUUAAGUCCACAGCAUUAAGGUUUGGAGAUUUGACCAAGCAAUGGAUCAGUGCCUUUGGUGCUGCAUCGAUUGGCAGCUUGGCGCUCAGUGGCUACAACGCUGAGCUUGCAUGGCCCUACUACCCUCUUCUGACAGCCGCAGCUGCACAGCUGGCAUGGCAGAUUUCAACAGUCGACUUGUCUGACCGCGCAGACUGCAACAGAAAAUUUGUGUCAAACAAGUGGUUUGGAGCUCUUGUAUUCUGGGGGAUUGUUUUUGGGCGACUUACAUCAUGA